Molecule: messenger RNA, 780 nt
Organism: Haemonchus placei
Lineage: Eukaryota; Metazoa; Nematoda; Chromadorea; Rhabditida; Trichostrongylidae
Source: the annotation of a GenBank genome assembly
ACCCUUGUGGAUAACAUGCGAGCAGCCGAUGUCGAUAAGGCUGGCCCAAACGACUACAUACUGAACUGGGGUAACAAGGAAUCGGGAAAUACGAAGACUAGCCCAAAUCAGCUCUUCACUUACGUUAACGAGGCCAUUUUCCAACGACCUGUCUACUCCACGUUGAUCGAUGUGUACAACCAGAACCUCUUCACUCCAGAUGUGUGCACUGCUGAACCGGCAAUGAGUGGAUUCCGUAAAGCCGCAUUGCAACAGGUUUUCGAUACCUGGACAGCAACCAAAGUCUUCAAUUUGGCUUUCCAGUAUCUGCAAAAGAAAGGAUACAGUCAUGCAACUGACAUGACGACAUUGAAGACAUUCCUUUGGAACCUUUGGUUUGGCACCUACUCACGCUGUAAAGGACCGAUUGGAAGUUCUGGAUGGGAACAUGUGUUUGUCGGCGAAUGGAAGGAUACCACAAUUGAUGGACAACACGAUUGGGCCAGAUAUUACCUGCUCCAAAAAGCCGAUAAAAUCAACUAUCAUGGGUAUUACUCGUACGUCGGUAACCUUACCGGUACAUUCCAAUACACUUGGGAAAAUCAACUGAAGCAGAAGGGUGGCUUCCUUAUUGGCACGUCGCCAGUAUUCGAUUUUUCACUGCUCACGGUUUGUGCACUUAUUCAUCCUGGAAGUAAUGCCUGUAAGUACAGUAUAGACGGACACCCACUUGCUGUCACCUCGUACACACAGGAUUGUUCCGCAGGGACGUGCCUCUCGACAGCCUAUCCAACCAAUUGA